Molecule: messenger RNA, 1029 nt
Organism: Mizuhopecten yessoensis (Yesso scallop)
Lineage: Eukaryota; Metazoa; Mollusca; Bivalvia; Pectinida; Pectinidae
Exons: 3
Coding region: 1-1029 (342 amino acids)
Biological process (GO): transmembrane transport
Cellular component (GO): membrane
Molecular function (GO): transmembrane transporter activity
Source: RefSeq, a predicted model, not a curated record
AUGUUAUCACUUACUUACAGUUUUGUUCUUGCCCACCUUGUCAUUGUACAGUACGUGUAUGCGUAUAUUCACAAGGCCUACUACCCUAAUGUCAGUUUUAGUACUAACGAGUCGGGAUGUCAGCUUAACACAACGUCACGGCUGUAUCAUGACCAGCAGAAUGUACAAAAGAUGACCUCCCAGUUCAACAUUUACGCAGAGUUGGCAAAAGGGAUAUUUGGUAUUUUCUUUUACGGUUCACUAAGUGAUAAAUAUGGUAGAAAAAUCUUUCUCUUUGUACCUGUCAUAGGAAACAUGCUUAACUGUGUUUUGACUUCAGUAGGUAUAUACCUGAACUGGAACAUUUACAUAUUUAUUAUUUUCUUCUUCAUUGACGGAUGUGGAGGAAGUUGGGGUUUAGCAAUAUCUAUUGUUAUGUCAAUAGUGGCUGACGUGACCGUACCCGGAAAGACCCGGAUGUUUGUAAUAGCCAUGACCGAGUUAUCGUUGGGAUUAGGCAUAGUUAUUGGAAGUUUUACUUCCGGUUUCAUCAUUGAAGCAGAAGGUUUCAUAGAUGCCGCCCUUAAUGGAAAACGGAAGAUAUUUCUGGUGUGCAUGCUUAUGUAUUUCUUUACCAUGCUGGCGGUGUUCGGUGGCAACGGAAUAGAAACUUUGUAUGUAUUAAAUUCACCUUUUUGCAUGAGCUCAGUACAAGUGGGUGGUUUCAUUACUCUGCGCAGUGGGAUACCUUUAGUUAUCGGGAUGCUGCUCUUCCGUCCACUACGGCUGUGUUUGGAUGAGUCUCUCAUAGUUGUCAUCGCAAACCUGUCCCAUUUUACUGGAUUUGUUCUGGAGGCAUUUGCUUAUAAUACCAUUAUGUUAUACUUUGGAACUAUGUUUGCCGGAAUAGCCAUCGCGGAGACGUUUUGUACCCAGUUUGGCAGUGUGGCUUCCAAUGCGAUAUAUGGCCACACCGUGGAAACAUUCCGGGGUGCAGCCUUUCUCGUCCUUGCCGGAUACGCAUCUGUCGCAAGAGUAUUAUCUCUGUAA